Messenger RNA from Cladophialophora psammophila CBS 110553, 864 nucleotides. RefSeq lists its product as uncharacterized. The record is from RefSeq and is a predicted model, not a curated record. Lineage: Eukaryota; Fungi; Ascomycota; Eurotiomycetes; Chaetothyriales; Herpotrichiellaceae. Bases 1 to 864 code for a protein of 287 amino acids. The transcript is spliced from 2 exons.
AUGGCCGCUGACAAGUCCUGCGCCUUGGACUCGCUCUUCUCGUACGCCCGUCCGCGUAUCUACGCAGCGCUGCCUUUGCAGAACAACGCAUUCCCAAAGGGAAAGGAAACAGACUUACGGGUCGUCGGAAAACGUUUUGCCAUCAACCAAAGGCCCGAACACGAGCAUCAAGAUCAAAGACCCCGUGACGACAAGAUUAAAAAUUCAUCCGAGUUUCAGCCUUCACAUGUCACAGCGAGGCUCCAACGCCCCAUCGACACUAUUAUUUGGAUACAACAAAAUCAGAACCCACCGCCUUCUCAGCCCGAUUUUUUCUUGACUCAGUAUCCACAGCAAAACUUUUCAACUUACACAGGCACACUCAUAUACCGAGUGUCUCUCUCCUACACCAAAGUAACAAAACAACCCCCCCAAAAACGCCUAAACCCGCUUACAAAGCACAAGAUGCCUCUAUCAAUGAUGGAACCACUCAGCAGACCGCCUUCACGUGACCUGACACCAACACGGCGUCUGUCUCGCGAAGAAACAUAUCACCUGGCCGACACUGCACGCAGAAAGUCGUCGGACAAGCAGGUCCGGGAGGAUCUACGACUGAAACUCAGCCAUGACCACCUGCUAGAGUUACUUCUCCAAGACAUCGCGCGAACAGAGCGAGAACGCCAAACAUCACCCACAGACGAGAAGUACCUGAUGCCGCAAGAGCGAAAACGGUCAUCGUCGUCGUCGGACCACGCGCAGCGGUCGACGGACGCGGAGAUGGAACUGGUCGACGACUACGGGUUUCCGCUGGAUCUGGAGGAUGGGCAGGAAGACCUGGGCGGAUUGGCGUUGACGAGGACGGAAUCGCGAAGGCCCGUGAGAUGA